Molecule: messenger RNA, 669 nt
Organism: Raphanus sativus (radish)
Lineage: Eukaryota; Viridiplantae; Streptophyta; Magnoliopsida; Brassicales; Brassicaceae
Product: signal recognition particle 14 kDa protein
Exons: 5
Coding region: 196-564 (122 amino acids)
Biological process (GO): SRP-dependent cotranslational protein targeting to membrane
Cellular component (GO): signal recognition particle, endoplasmic reticulum targeting
Molecular function (GO): 7S RNA binding; endoplasmic reticulum signal sequence receptor activity
Source: RefSeq, a predicted model, not a curated record
AAUAUAAAGCCCUAAUUUAAUAUUCUUCUCUUUAAUUUUUUUACAGCUACCGAAUAAAUUUCAUCCGGCCGGUGGGUGUUGGAGAGCAGAUCACAUCAGCUUCUCUAGUCUCCGUGAUCCGAAAGAUAAGAAGAAGAAGAAGUCCUUUCAGUGCUUGAGCAUCUGCAAAGAGUAUCCAUCUGAGGUUUUUCAACAAUGGUUUUACUACAGUUGGAUCCGUUUCUGAAUGAACUCACGAGCAUGUUUGAGAAAAGCAAAGAGAAGGGUUCUGUGUGGGUUACUUUGAAAAGAUCAUCUUUGAAGUCUAAGCUGCAGAAGAGGAAACUGAGCGAGGCAGGUGAAUCCAUAGAGUACAGAUGCCUUAUUCGAGCUACUGAUGCCAAGAAAACUAUUUCUACUUCGGUUGGGGCUAAGGAUCACCAGAGAUUUCAAGCAUCAUAUGCCACCAUCCUUAAAGCACACAUGACUGCUUUGAAGAAGAGGGAGAGGAAAGACCGUAAGAAAUCAACAGAGGCAGACAAGAAAGAAAGCACUUCAACCUCUACUAAACCCAAGAAAAUUUGAUGUUCUCUCUUUUUUUAAUGUAAUCUCAUUUGACCUGCAAUUUUUACUUAUAAACUGAAUUUUGAAAGAUAUUAACAUUCAAGAACAGGAUCAUUUAUUUGAAAA